AUGGCGAGUGAGGAGUACCCGGACACUGUGAGGGAGAUGAGUCGCCUCCUGCAGAAGGCCGCCCUCACACAGGACGCCCACACGCCCCCAGACACUCCCCCCGCCCACACGCCCACGCCCCCGGAGUCCCCCGCCCACACGCCCCCGCCCUGCCACGAGGGUGGACACCCUCAGGCCGGGGACGACUCUGGCGGCCAAGUGGGUGGCGCCACAGAGGAAGUGGGUGGGUGUAGCGAAGUGGGCGGCGCCACAGAGGAAGUGGGUGGGUGUAACGAGGUGGGCGGCGCCACAGAGGAAGUGGGCGGCGCCACAGAGGUAGCGGGCGGGUGUAGCGAGGUGGGCGGCGCCACAGAGGAAGUGGGCGGGUGUAGCGGAGUGGGCGGCGUCAGCAGUGUGGCGCUGCCGGCUAGCGAGAGUGGACCAGCGGCCGCCCACGCCCACCAUGGGGUCAACCCAGGGGGGCCGGACCCCGCUGGGAAUGGACGUACUGCCGCCAAAGCUGUGUACCCCGAAGACUAUAACUACCUCAAGGGCCUCGUGCCCGAGCUCAAGGCUGAGGUCCGUGAGCGGGACGUCAAGAUCAACAUGCUGGAGGCUGACACCCUGGACCUCAGACGUCAGCUUAAGAGGAAGACGGAACAGCUUAACAAGCUUCAGAGAGAAGUCCAUAAGCUCAAG
Molecule: messenger RNA, 678 nt
Organism: Procambarus clarkii (red swamp crayfish)
Lineage: Eukaryota; Metazoa; Arthropoda; Malacostraca; Decapoda; Cambaridae
Source: RefSeq, a predicted model, not a curated record